CUUAACUUGGCUGUGAUAAGAGCAGCGAUAACCUAUGUCGAAGAAUCGAUCAGUUCGGCAUACGUCGCUUCUCCCGAUGGAUCGGUGAAAUUCGCUUAUUCGCUUUGGUCCUCGAUAACGAAAGUUCACGAUCACACCGAUUGGAGGAUUUACAUUGAUUAAUCAAUCUCGAUCGAGUCGCGAAUUCAGAGGCGGACAAUCAUGUCGAACGUGCACAGAAGUCUACUGGCUGCGUGCAGCAACGCAUCGAGUUUGAAAUAUUCUCUGAAAUUGGCCCCUGUAAUCGCGAGGAUGGCCUCUAAUCGGGCUACAGAGCAAAUGGUGGUGCCUAAGGAGGAUGUGAUCAGAUUCAUCGCCGAGUGCUUGACCAAGAGUGGCACGACACCUGAGGAUGGUCGAACGGUCGGUCAUCACCUGAUGACCGCCGACUACUGCGGUCAUUUUAGCCACGGAAUGAAUAGAAUGCAAAUGUACGUGCAGGAUAUCAAGGACGAGAUGACAGAUCCUGUGGCCAAGCCGAAGGUCGUCACUGAUUUUCAGGCUAUAGCGCUGGUGGACGGAAACAACGGGCUGGGCCAGGUGGUUGGGAAAUUCUGCAUGGAGAUGGCCAUGGAAAAGGCGAAGAAAUUCGGUAUAGGUAUGGUGUCAGUUCGUGGAUCGAAUCACUACGGUAUCUGCGGUUACUACACGAGAAUGGCGGUGGAGCAAGGCUUGAUAGGCUUCACCUGUACGAACACCAGUCCUCUGAUGGCUCCAACACGCAGCAAGAAAGCUUGUUUAGGCACGAAUCCUCUGUCCUUGGGAAUGAAAGCUGCAGGAGGUGACAGUUUCGUCCUGGAUAUGGCGACGACAGCCGUAGCUCUAGGAAAGAUCGAGCUGGCUAUCAGGAAGGAGGAGCCUAUUCCCGAGGGUUGGGCACUUGGAACUGACGGAAAGCCAACUAGAGACUCCGAGGACGCGUACAAAGCAUCUUUGUUAAUGCCUCUGGGCGGGGAAGAGAAUAAUUCAGGGUACAAGGGUUACGGAUUGGGUCUGAUGGUCGAGGUUCUUUGUGGAGUUCUCUCUGGGAGCGAAUUCGGUUCUAAUAUCAGACAGUGGAAGAACAAGAGCAAAAUUGCUAAUCUCGGCCAGUGUUUCAUGGCCGUCGAUCCGGCGGCGUUUGGUCCUGGAUCGGAGGAGAGAUUGGGUAAACUCUUGCAGCAAUUAAGGGACCUGCCUACCGUCAGUGAUAAGCCUGUUAUAAUCGCUGGGGACCCGGAAAAGGCGUCAAUGGCACGCGUGGACAAAGAGGGUGGCAUCACCUACCAUCCUAAUCAGCUGCAAGCGUCCAAAGAGUUCGCUGAGCUAAUGGGAGUGCAACCUAUGAAACUGAUUGCAAAGAAAGCGGUUUAGGAUAAUUGGACGUUAAAGUGCACCAUUCGUGUUCUUUAGAUAAUUCGUUGUUAUUUUUCUGUCGUUGUUGUUCAUUGACGCACCGGUGAGCACAGUAUUACAUCUUGAUUUCGUCCAUGGCAAGAAGGUGCCUUUAUUCUGAGACAAUGUAUCCACCGCAAGAUCGCCAAAUUCUCAGUACA
Habropoda laboriosa is the source of this 1574-nucleotide messenger RNA. RefSeq lists its product as uncharacterized. Bases 202 to 1392 code for a protein of 396 amino acids. The transcript has 2 exons. Gene Ontology annotation, molecular function: oxidoreductase activity. Lineage: Eukaryota; Metazoa; Arthropoda; Insecta; Hymenoptera; Apidae. The record is from RefSeq and is a predicted model, not a curated record.